Molecule: messenger RNA, 1186 nt
Organism: Leptidea sinapis
Lineage: Eukaryota; Metazoa; Arthropoda; Insecta; Lepidoptera; Pieridae
Gene: mRpL45
Product: probable 39S ribosomal protein L45, mitochondrial
Exons: 4
Coding region: 205-1161 (318 amino acids)
Cellular component (GO): mitochondrion
Source: RefSeq, a predicted model, not a curated record
AUUAGUAGGUAUACAAUUAGAAGUUUAGUAUACAAAUUCAUAAUUAUUGUGUUGAUAAUUUACCAACUAAUAAACAAAAUACUAUUAGUCUUUGUAAUCUUUUACUAUUCUAAUUAUACGUUGUGAUUAUAAAUGAAGACACAAUCUUAUACAUUGUACAUAAAAAAUAAUAUAUUUAAACAAUAAUUUAUUAUUAUUGAAACAAUGGCAAACUCUAUUUUGGCGAAGUUUUCAUCAAUACGUUUACUGCCUUCUGUUACAUAUUUGCAAUGUAAACGCACAACAACAUCUAAACAUUGGAAUCCCAAAUUUAAAAAACUUCGUAAAGAGAAAUACUUUAAAAUAGAUUUACCAGACUUUAAUGAGGAUCCAAGUAAAAUACCAGAAGAAAAAGUACGCCAAAAAAUGAAAGAGCGUGGAGUGCUACCCCCACGACCAUGGAUGGAGCGCCCAUUCUACAUAUCAGCCACAGGAGGAGUGUUUGAGGCUUAUGUGCCACCCGAGGGGGAUGGGAAAGCUUCCCUCGUAUCGACAGCUAGAGCGAAGCAGGCUGUACAGUUACUAGAAAAGAAAUCAAAGUCUAUGAUGGCUAUACGAAAAAUUAAAUCAUUUGAAGAAGACUUUGAUACAAAAGAAUUUGGCAACAUUGCAAAGGAUAUUUAUAUAAAGGCUCAUGAGUGCUUGACAACUAGAGACAAUCGUGCUCUCAGGACUUUUGUGACAGAAAAGGCGUAUCAGGAGUUCUUGCAUAACACACAUGGAAAGACAAUACGAUGGAAGUUCCUGGAGUCAUUAGAACCACCUAGAAUUGUACAUGCCAGGUUUACAGAUGUAAUUAGCAAAGAGAAUAUAUUUGGUCAGGUCACAGUGAGGUUCCACUCGCGCCAGCAGCUGGCCGUGUACUCGCGGUUCGGACGGCUCGUUCAUGGCAGCGAGAUCCUUGCCAAGGAUGUGCUGGAGUAUGUGGUCUUCGAGAAGCACCUCUCCAACCUUUACGGCACAUGGCGCGUUCACGACAAGAUAGUGCCCGAGUGGGCGCCUCCCCGCGACCCCUCGCGCCUCACCACGCGCCGACCGGACCCUAGCGACGACGAAGACGUGACCGCUGACGUUACCGCAACCCCGCCCGCUAGCGUGAAACCCGAACUAGCCAAUCAGUAAAGUAGGAAAUAAAUUGUUAGAAGUG